Messenger RNA from Mucor velutinosus, 777 nucleotides. RefSeq lists its product as uncharacterized. Bases 1 to 777 code for a protein of 258 amino acids. The transcript has a single exon. The record is from RefSeq and is a predicted model, not a curated record. Lineage: Eukaryota; Fungi; Mucoromycota; Mucoromycetes; Mucorales; Mucoraceae.
AUGGAGAUAGUUUUUCAGUCGACAGCAUUGGCUGCUAUCACCAGGAUUGCUAAGGCCGUGUCUGAUUCCAUGUCCAAUCUUGCUCUUACUACUGAAAAUGUAGGUACUGACAAGUCCGCCCCAAAUUCGCUGAUAAAUCUACCAUCGCAUACGACCAUUCUGACCACCAAAUGGAUAUAUUCAAGAGACCCAAAUGCGCUACUGUUUGACUUUGGUGAGCUCAAUUUGAAAAAGGAGCAAAUAGUUCCUUUCAUUAGAGCAUCUAUACCAGCAAAUAUCACUGCAUGCAUUCGACCCAUUAGCAGUUUACUGGUAGAAAUCACUAUCCUGGGUCAAGAUGAAGCCAAUCCCUUGCACAAACAGGCGUAUUCUAUAUUAAAGAACAAAGGGCUACACCUCAAGGAUAAGAACAUUUGGCUGAAGCCUACACAGACACUUACCAUGUAUCCUAACCUUGUGUUUUGGCAACUACGGCUAUCCGGGUACCCCAAAUCAAUGACGGGCGAUAUUUACAAACAGAAAAUUGCUGAUACUAUCAAAUGUUCAUUUGAUAAAAGAGACAGGGGCCAUUUUGGCAAAAGUGUACUGGUGGUAGACGCAGAAAAUGUUUUGUUUAGCAACUCCAAGACAGAUCGAAAUAUCCAACAUUGCUUUGUCACUAUUCUUGUUAAAGAAUAUACCAUUCAUCCUCCUCCUUCCAUAAAUUCUACGCGCAAAUUGAUCUAUAUACCCUUCUUGAAAACGUACCUACCUAUUGAAAUCUUUCUUGUUAAAUAA